AUGUUUCAAUCAUCGAUUCAUAGUCAAUGUAAUACUAAAUGGCAAUCAAAAACAUUAAUUACAUAUGAUUGUCCAAUAUGUAUGAUAACAAAUACACAUCAAUUUCUUGAAUUACCAUAUGGUCAUAAUUUAUGCUUAUCAUGUCUUCAUAUGAUAUGUACUCAUUCGGCAUUAUCAUAUCCAUUUUGUCGUUGUCCUGAUGAACCAGGUUAUAUUGGUGAUGAUUGGUUAUUAGCUCAAAAAAUUCAUUAUGAAUAA
This is a messenger RNA of Rotaria sp. Silwood2, 258 nucleotides long. Lineage: Eukaryota; Metazoa; Rotifera; Eurotatoria; Philodinida; Philodinidae. The record is from the annotation of a GenBank genome assembly.